CCAGAGGAGCAAGGGGAGAGAGGGGGGAAAGAGAAAGGCUCUCCACCAUGCAGGAUGAAAUUCUUUUGACUCCCUGGAGGGAUCUUCCUCUCGAAGACACAGACACGUUUGAUGUCCCGGAUGAAGAGAAGUGGGAUUAUGUCCUGGUGAGUGACAUCCAUGAGAUGGGCAGUGAGAAGGAGAUCAAGAGGAAGAAGUUCCUGGACGAGCUGAGCAAGAAGGGGUUCGCCAUCAAGAAAAUUGAGGACAAGAAGCUCUUCUAUGGGGUCCGUGCCCCAGAACACAUCUUCCGGAAAUACCAGUGGCUGCUGAGGAACCCUGACAGCAGACUGCAGAGCCAGGACAUGGAUGGUGACAUCCCUGUGACCACCAGGAUCCGGAUCGUGUACUUCAUCCUGCACAACACGCCGACGCCCGACCUCGAGAAGCUGCGAGAUCUGGUGAAGAAGAAAGUCUUUGAGGUGGCGUUUCCCCUGCACGAGGUGAGGCCGAGCACACGGUGCCGGGGAGGAAAAGCCACGGGGGGUGCAGGAACAAGGCUUUGGGGAACUGGGGCACGACAAAGCCCCCAACAGCAGCCUGGGAGCUGGGCUGGGAAUUAAGGCUGCCCAAUAUUCCUGUAUCCAACCAACUUCUCUGCUGUCCAGCAAGAAGAGCUAAGGGAAAUGCUGAAGGAGAAAUGGGCUCACUGGAGAGAUAUAUUUUGCCAACAGCCGAUCGGGAAGAUCAGGUGCUAUUUUGGCGAGAAGGUGGCCCUGUACUUUGCCUGGCUGGGCUGGUACACCUACCUGCUGGGCUUCGCUGCAGUGGGCGGGCUGCUGGUCUUUGUGGCUGGGAUUACGGUUUUCAGCUCCAGCCAGAUGAGCAAGGAGAUCUGUGAGGCCAAUAACACCAUCAUGUGCCCACUCUGUGACCAGAAGUGCCCGUUCUGGCUCCUCUCCGACACCUGCACCUACGCCAAGGUCACUCACAUGAUUGACAACGAGGGGACGGUUUUGUUUGCCAUAUUCAUGGCAAUCUGGGCCACUGUGUUCCUGGAGCUGUGGAAGAGGAAGAGAGCCACUGUGGUCACCAACUGGGACCUGUACGGCUGGGAUGAGGAUGAGGAGGAGCUGGCUCUGCAGCUGAUCAACAACCUGCAGCACGAACCCCGGCGGUACCAGCACUCUUACUGGCACAGCACCAUCGUACUCCUCCUGGUUCUGCUGAUGAUCGCCGUGCUGAUCGGCAUCGCCCACGCGCUCGUCAUCUACCGCGUGAUAGUGACGGCCCUCUUCACCCAGAGCAGCCUGGAGCUGCUGCGCGAGCACGCCAACACCGUGGCCGUCAUGACGGGGGCUGUGCUGCACUACAUCACCAUUCUCGUCAUGACCAAGAUCAACAGGCGUGUGGCCCUCUACCUCUGUGACCUGGAGAAUCCACGGACCAUUUCCCAGCGUGAGAACAACUUCACCAUGAAGAUCUUCACCUUCCAGUUCUUCACACACUUCUCUUCGCUCAUCUACAUCGCCUUCUUCCUGGGACGGAUCAACGGCCACCCGGGGAACUACGUGCGCGUUGCUGGCAAGUGGAGGCUGGAGGAGUGCCACCCCAGCGGCUGCAUCACCGACCUCUUCAUCCAGAUGGCCAUCAUCAUGCUGCUCAAGCAGACCAUCAGCAACGUGAUCGAGUACCUCAACCCCUGGAUAGGCUACAAGCUACGCAAGAAGAAGCAGCAGCCCAAGAAGAAAAGCAUCAUAUUAGGUGAGGAGGAGGAGGCCGAGGACCCCUGCAAAAGCCAGUGGCUGAGCAACUAUCAACUCAAGGAGGUCGAAAUCUUCACCUUGUUUGACGAGUUCUUGGAGAUGGUGAUCCAGUACAGUUUCACCACCAUCUUCGUCGCUGCCUUCCCCCUCGCCCCGCUGCUGGCCUUCUGCAACAACCUCUUCGAGAUCCGCCUGGACGCCAGCAAGAUGAUUCGGCUGCAGCAGCGCAUGGUGCCCAGGAAGGCCAACGACAUCGGAAUCUGGCUGCAGGUGCUGGAGGCCGUGGGCAUCCUGGCCGUCAUUGGGAACGGGCUGGUGAUCGCCAUCACCUCCGACUUCAUCCCCGUGCAGGUCUACAAGUACACGUACAGCCCCUGCAUGGCGGAGAACAGCACUGGCCUGGACUGCUCAACUGGUUACAUCAACCACAGCCUCUCCGUCUUCCGCAUCCAGGACUUUGAGCUGCACACAAAGGUGCCUGAAAUGCUGCCAGGCUUUGCCAGGGACAGCAUCAAGGAGUGCAGGUACCGGGAUUACCGGAACGCCGACGACUACAGCUACACGGUUCAGUUCUGGCACAUCUUCGCAGCCCGGCUUGCCUUCCUCAUCCUCUUUGAGCACGUGGCCCUGUGUGUCAAGCUGAUCGCAGCCUGGUACAUCCCUGACGUCCCCCAGUCGGUUAAGAAUCAAUUUCUGGACAGAAAACACAGCAACCUUCGUAAAGAACUGAGCAAGAUGCAGUACUCCACCGAGGUGUAG
Molecule: messenger RNA, 2504 nt
Organism: Colius striatus (speckled mousebird)
Lineage: Eukaryota; Metazoa; Chordata; Aves; Coliiformes; Coliidae
Gene: ANO9
Product: anoctamin 9
Exons: 23
Biological process (GO): chloride transmembrane transport
Cellular component (GO): plasma membrane
Molecular function (GO): chloride channel activity
Source: RefSeq, a predicted model, not a curated record